This is a messenger RNA of Suncus etruscus (white-toothed pygmy shrew), 1250 nucleotides long. It is a transcript of the gene STOML2, whose product is annotated as stomatin like 2. The transcript has 10 exons. The record is from RefSeq and is a predicted model, not a curated record. The coding region runs from base 46 to 1110 and encodes 354 amino acids. Gene Ontology annotation, cellular component: membrane. Lineage: Eukaryota; Metazoa; Chordata; Mammalia; Eulipotyphla; Soricidae.
CGCUCCGCGUCUCGUUGGUUCCGGAGGUCGCUGCGGCGGUGGGAAAUGCUGGCGCGCGCGGCGCGGGGCACUGGGGCCCUUUUACUGAGGGGCUCCGUGCAGGCUUCUGGCCGCGCUCCGCGCCGCGCCUCCUCUGGAUUGCCCCGAAACACCGUGGUGCUGUUUGUGCCCCAGCAGGAGGCCUGGGUGGUGGAACGGAUGGGCCGAUUCCACCGGAUUCUGGAACCUGGUUUGAACAUCCUUAUUCCUGUGUUAGACCGGAUCCGAUAUGUGCAGAGUCUCAAGGAAAUUGUCAUCAACGUGCCUGAACAGUCGGCUGUGACUCUUGACAAUGUAACCCUGCAGAUUGAUGGAGUCCUUUAUCUGCGCAUCAUGGAUCCGUACAAGGCCAGCUAUGGUGUAGAAGACCCCGAAUAUGCUGUUACCCAGCUAGCUCAGACGACCAUGAGAUCUGAGCUCGGCAAACUCUCUCUAGACAAAGUCUUCCGGGAGCGGGAGUCCCUGAACGCUAACAUUGUAGAUGCCAUCAACCAGGCUGCUGACUGCUGGGGCAUCCGCUGCCUUCGUUAUGAAAUCAAAGAUAUUCAUGUGCCACCACGGGUGAAAGAGUCCAUGCAGAUGCAGGUGGAGGCAGAACGGCGGAAAAGGGCCACAGUUCUAGAAUCUGAGGGGACCCGAGAGUCGGCCAUCAACGUGGCAGAGGGGAAGAAGCAGGCACAGAUCCUGGCCUCAGAGGCAGAAAAGGCUGAACAAAUAAAUCAGGCAGCAGGAGAGGCCAGUGCAGUUCUAGCCAAGGCCAAGGCCAAAGCCGAAGCAAUUCGCAUCCUGGCUGCAGCUCUGACACAACAUAAUGGAGAUUCAGCGGCCUCACUGACUGUGGCAGAACAAUAUGUCAACGCGUUCUCCAAACUGGCCAAGGACUCCAACACUAUCUUGCUGCCCUCCAACCCUGGGGAUGUCACCAGCAUGGUGGCUCAGGCCAUGGGUGUGUAUGGGGCUCUCACCAAAGCCCCAGUUCCAGGAGCCCAGGACUCUAGCAGGAACAGCAGAGAUGUCCAGGGCACAGAUGCAAGUAUUGACGAGGAGCUUGAUCGAGUGAAGCUGAGUUAAUAGAGCUGGGCUUGGCCAGGAAGGCUGGCAACAGGGAAGUAGCACUUCUAGACUCUGGCUCCAGCGUCCUUGCUGAGAUUUUAGUUAUUAUUUUUUUAUUUGAACUUUAAUCAUGUAAUAAACUCGCCAUUGGCAAACAA